This is a messenger RNA of Mycena indigotica, 1677 nucleotides long. Its product is annotated as Plus3 domain-containing protein. The transcript has 8 exons. Gene Ontology annotation, cellular component: Cdc73/Paf1 complex. Gene Ontology annotation, molecular function: RNA polymerase II C-terminal domain phosphoserine binding; DNA binding. The record is from RefSeq and is a predicted model, not a curated record. Lineage: Eukaryota; Fungi; Basidiomycota; Agaricomycetes; Agaricales; Mycenaceae. The coding region runs from base 16 to 1677 and encodes 553 amino acids.
CCACUUUUGCCACCCAUGUCCUCUGAACUCGACGAGGAGCUGCUCGAACUUGUUGACGGAGGCUCAGAGCGGCCCGUGUCGCGCAAGCGGCCGCGGGACUCUUCGGGCAAGUCAUCGAACAAGAAGCGGAAGACGGCUGAUUCUGAUGCGGAGCCGGAGAGCGAAGACGACGACGAUGCGAGAGGCAGCUCACGCCCACGCAAUGCGAAUACUAGCGAAGAAGGAGACAAGUAUCCCCUCGAGGGCAAGUACAUCGACGAGGCAGACAGGGAGGAACUGCUUGGGAAGACCGAAAUCGAGCGGGAACAAAUCCUCGCUGCCCGACUGGACGAAGUAGAACGGAUCCGUGACCGGAAGCAUCUCGACAAACUCCGACAGCAACAAAUUGCUGGUGUCGUGGGCACGUCAGCCGACGAGGACCGUGGCUCCGGUGCCGCAAGACGAACAGCUCGCAGUCUUCCCAAGGACCACACCAAGGACCGUUCACUAACUGCGCUGAAGGCCAAGCGGAAGGCCAAGGAUGAGAAGAAGCGGGAUCCCAGCUCCCCACGGCCUCGUUCUCAUUCGCCUGAUGACAUGGACAUGUCUUCAGACGAAGAAAAAGCGGAGGCUGACAAUGACACACGCCCUGAGCGACGUGAACGUGAUACUCUAGACGGGCCCAUGACUCUUGAAGCCCUGAAAAGGAUUACCGUCAAGCGCGACGACCUGGCAAAACAUUCAUCGUCGCCGUUUUUCGAGCAAAUUAUCGAUGUUGGGUGCGCUAUUGUAUUGGAUCCCAGGGCAGCGAACCCGUAUAUCGACUGUGUCAAAUCCGAAGUACUGUUCCCCUUUCUCCAAUCUCAUCCCAAUUUUACGAUUUCCACAGAGAUCGUGCCGAGCCCCAAGCCAUACGAAAUGGAGAGGCUUGGACGAAAGGUCACGAUGAACGAUGCUUUCGAACUCAAACAUGGCUCAGCAGAGAAGGUGUGGGCUAUGAGUCAAGCCUCCAACACCGAAUUUAAAGAUGAAGAAUACAAGCGCUUGGUCGACACUUACGCUCACGAUAAAAUCAGCUUUCCAACGGUGCGAGAGGCAGCUGAGCGACAUAUGGAGCAACAAAAAUACCUCACGAAGCUUGUGACCGAGGCAUGGUUUUCUGAAGAUGUCAAGAACAUGAUAGCUCGAAAACGUGGCAAUGCGCCGACCUCGAACAGUGUGGUGCUUGAGCGUGCUCGGCUUACCGCAGCUCGAAAGCUGGCAGUCAACCGACACGACAAUGCCGAGGUCGCGCAAAUUGAUGAGCAGUUGCGUUUGUUGAACGAGUCGAACACGAAUGUUGCUGUGCGGGAGACGCAGGAAGAUAAGCUGGCCAAGGUGAACGAACGGAAUCGGAAGGCGAACAUGGAAGCGGUUAGGAGGGCUGAGUUGGAGGCCGCAGAGAGGAAGCGGAGAGAAAGGAAGGCCGCUGCGAGCGGGACAUCCACACCGACAACAAGAGCGUAUGAUCCGAGCGCAAGGCUGAGAACAGUACCAAGGACUUUUGAGAGCUCCACACCUGGGGGAACUCGUGCUUCGACACCGAACCCCACAACUGCGAACGUGGCCAAUACGUCCUCGGCUGUCGCGACGCAUGGAUUGGGGAAGUCGCUGAAUGCGGUUGCGCAGGCGAUCGAGGUCGAUUUAGGCGAUUUCUGA